Scomber japonicus (chub mackerel) is the source of this 2007-nucleotide messenger RNA. Its product is annotated as hydroperoxide isomerase ALOXE3-like. The transcript is spliced from 14 exons. The coding region runs from base 1 to 2007 and encodes 668 amino acids. Gene Ontology annotation, biological process: lipid oxidation; linoleic acid metabolic process. Lineage: Eukaryota; Metazoa; Chordata; Actinopteri; Scombriformes; Scombridae. The record is from RefSeq and is a predicted model, not a curated record. Gene Ontology annotation, molecular function: protein binding; oxidoreductase activity, acting on single donors with incorporation of molecular oxygen, incorporation of two atoms of oxygen; iron ion binding.
AUGGCUGAGUACAAGAUUGAGGUAACAACAGGUGACAUGGAAAAUGCAGGAACAAUGGACCACAUAUAUGUCACUUUAUUUGGAACUGAAGGGCACAGUCAGCAGACUGAGUUGGGCUUCUUGGACAGCGACUUUGCAACUGGGACAGUAACAACCCACACCAUAGAAACCAGUUUUUGCCUGGGGACGCUUCUGCUGGUCAAGGUGGAGAAAGAUCCCCAUUUCAUUCUUCCGGAGGACGAGUGGUACUGCUCCAAAAUAGUGGUGACUACCUCAGACGACGAUGUCAUUCUUUUCCCCUGUUACAGAUGGGUGUCCAGUGGAGAACUGGUGGAGCUGAGAGGAGGGAGAGCCAUGAAGGUUUAUGAGGAGGAACAUCCCCUGUUGAUUGACCACCGCAGGAGAGAGCGGGCACUCAGAAAGAGCCUAUACCAAUGGAAGAUUAUCGAUAAGGGAAUACCUCACUUCACUAGUUUCAAUAAUUCCUCUGAGCUCCCAGGUGAAAUCCGCUUCUCCAAGUCAAAACAACAUGAAAUACAACAUGUAGUCAUGAUGAGUGAUGUUACGCUCAAGCUUAAGAGGCUGAUUGACUCUAGUGAAGACUGGGAAAGCUUUGAAGAAAUGAAAACCAUCUUCUGUUACAAAAAGACAACCAUGUCAGAGUAUGUUGCACAGCACUGGAAGGAAGAUGACUUUUAUGGAUCCCAGUUUUUGAACGGAAUCAACCCCAAUACGAUCAAGCGCUGCUCAGAGCUUCCUCCAAACUUUCUAGUCACAGAGGACAUGGUGGAGCCGUUCCUGGAAGAUAGCUGUCUUCACACGGAAAUGGAGGAUGGCAAUAUAUUUAUCUGUGACAAGGCGAUCAUGGAUGGAAUACCUGCUAGAAACUAUAAUGGUGAACCUCUGGAUGUGACUGCUGGUUUCUGUUUGUUCUACUUGAACCCAGACAACAAACUGAUGCCGAUUGCAAUACAGCUGCAUCAGGAACCUUCUAGGAAGAAUCCCAUCUUUCUGCCCAGUGACCCUGAGCCUGACUGGCUGCUGGCCAAGAUGUUUAUUAAAAAUGCAGAUCUUAUGGAACACCAGGCAGUACAUCACCUCAUGAAAACUCGCUAUCUGGCAGAGGUGUUCGCUGUAGCCACUCUCCGCAACUUCCCUGUGAUUCAUCCCAUUUACAAGCUGCUGAUUCCACACUUCCGCUACACUCUCCCGAUUAAUAUUGAAGGGCGCAAAGUUCUUUUUGGACGUGAAGGAGCUUUAAGAAUGAGCUCACUUGGAUAUGAGGGGCUGACAGAGCUCACGAGAAGGUCUUUCUCUGAGCUGACCUACAGCUCCCUCUGUCUGCCAGAGAACAUCACUGCACGAGGACUGGAGUCCAUCCCCAACUUCUACUACAGAGAUGACGGCCUGAAGCUGUGGAAGAUCAUCAACAGAUUCGUGGAGGAAAUAAUGGAGCACUAUUAUCAUUCAGACUGUGAGGUGCAAGAUGACUCUGAGCUGCAGGAAUGGAUCCAUGACAUAUUCAUGCAUGGCUUCUUAGGAAACACAGACUCAGGGAUUCCACACUGUUUCCAUACUGUCGAGGAAGUGAUCAAGUUCAUCACCAUGGUUAUUUUCACUGUGACAGCUCAACACACUGCUGUCAAUAAUGGACAGUUUGACUACAGCUCCUGGAUGCCCAAUGGCUCGCUCCUGCUGCGCGAACCACCUCCAACCACCAAAGGGGAGGCGUGCAUGGACACAGUAUUGGAGACUCUCCCAAAUAUUGCAGAGACAGCCAGCAUUGCAGGAAUGCUGUGGCUUCUUUCAGAAAAAUACACAGAUGUUGUUCCCUUGGGCUCAUACCCAGAAGAGCGAUUCGAUGAGCAUGACCCUAAGGAGAUGAUUAAGGACUUUCAGCAUGAAUUGUCCCACCUCAGUGAAGACAUUACAUCCAGAAAUUCAAAGCUUAAAGUGCCGUACACCUACCUGAACCCUGCUGAAAUAGAGAACAGUAUCACUAUUUAA